Nannochloropsis gaditana CCMP526 is the source of this 1653-nucleotide messenger RNA. RefSeq lists its product as uncharacterized. The transcript is spliced from 3 exons. Gene Ontology annotation, cellular component: nucleolus. The coding region runs from base 50 to 1546 and encodes 498 amino acids. The record is from RefSeq and is a predicted model, not a curated record. Gene Ontology annotation, molecular function: RNA binding; DNA binding. Gene Ontology annotation, biological process: ribosomal large subunit biogenesis; ribosomal small subunit biogenesis.
ACAGGAUUUUUAUCUUGUAUUUAUUUUAGUGCAAUAUUUCUCUGGAGUCAUGGCCAUCCAAGAUGAGAGUUUUCUACGGCGACGGCUGGCGGAGAAUAAUGCCUAUUUCAGCCGCAUGGUUAACUUGGUUCCUGCGGAGCUGUACUUACCCAAAGACGACAACAACGACGGCGAGGCUAAUGCGAAAUAUUUUAAGAACAAGCGGCAAGCUGCACCCAAGCAAUUGAAAAAGGAGGAAUCGAAACGAGGGAAGAAGAUGAAAUUUGAUCCUGCCAACAUGAAGACGGUGACGGAGCUUCAGACAGAGAGGGCGGCUAAAGAGAAGGAAGAGAAGGAGCGAAGUAAAAGGAUGCGAGAAGAUGCAAAUGAGGUGGGGGAGGGGGAGGUGGAGGACAGUGAGGAUGAAAACGAUGGUGACAGUGACGGAGUUUUGGAGGAGAGCGAGGAGGAGGGAGAGGAGGAAGAGGAAGAGGAGGAGGAGGACGACGAUGCUGGCGAUCAAAAACAUGAGAAGGGAGGGACUUUGCCGAAGGAAGCAAGGGAUACUUCAAAAGGAGGAGGCAUCGAAGAGGAAAAGGCGGAAGAAAUCGGUGGCGGGGGUCUUCAUAUCGCGGCCAACAAUUUCAAAAAAGCGAAGGAAUCGGGCCAGGGGUCGACGACCCGUGGGCCUCUGUCUUUGGUCGGUACCACACCACGGGCUAAGUCUAUCGAGGAGCUCCGAGAACGUCUGCGGCUCAAAAUUGAGGAGGCGCGGGCAAAACGCGGAGGCGUCAGUGAAGGUGGAAACCGUCGAAGUGCCAAGAACAGCAGAGCUGCGGCAGCUGCUGCCAAUUUGAACCAGAACAAGCGAAAGAAAGGGCAGCUCGCGUCGCUUCCUUCCUCCUCUCCGACAACCUCACCUGCUGCUGCAGCAGUAGCGGUUGGUCUGAGCAGUGGGAGCAGUCAUCAAAAUGACGCCUCUGUAGAUAUUCAGUUUGGUAAGAUUGCCGUUCCUACUCCAGUAGCUUCUCGGAACUUGAAAAAGGGUGGUAAGAACCUUGUGGGGUUGCUGAAGAAGGCUGAGGAGAAGGAGAAACGCUUGAAGGAGUUGCAGGCGACCGAGGGAGGAAAAGAAGAGGCAUCCGCAUUACUCUGGAAGGAUGCAUUGAAAAGCGCGCACGGAGAAAAGAUCCUGGAUAAUCCAAAGCUGUUAAAGAAGGCGAUCAAGAAGAAGGAAAAAGCCAAGGCAAAAAGUAAAGAGAAAUGGGGAGAUAGGACCGCAAAAAUUGAAGCGGCAGAGAGGGAAAAACAAGGAAGACGAGAGGCCAAUUUGAAGAAAAGAAAGUUGGGAGGUGUUGAAGGCUGUCUAGCUGGGUCCAAGGCGGAGAAGGACAACAAAGAGAAGAGCGGGGGACGGCAAGGUCGGGCAGGCUUUGAAGGAAAAAGGGCAGAAUUUUUAAAUAAAGGUGCUGGGAAGAAGAGGAAUGAGCAAUUUGAUGAUGAAACGCAUUUCAAUAAAAAAAAGAGGCCGGUGGUGGAAGUGCAAGCAGAAAGGGACAAGCAUUGAACAGCGGUGGAGCUGGAAAAGGUCAUAACCAUCAUCAGUAGAAAGAAUGCGUGUUGGUCGUACAGGACAAAGUAACUCAGAAACAAUUAUUUAUUAAACGGGAAAAA